AUGCGAACAAAAGUCCAGUUCGACUUUUACGAGCUCCCAGUGGAGAGCUACGGCGCCCUCCGGGAUUCGAUGUUGAACCACAUCGACAGGUUUCGAGCCGCAGAGCACCAGCCCAUUCACACGCAGCUGGCCAUUGCAUUGGCGGACUUGGCUAUCCAAAUGGAUAAUGCUUGGCCCAACCCGAUCGAGACGUUGUUCCAGCGCUUCGGCCAGACUCCACAGAGCUGGUUCACUUUGUUGGAGGUGAUGAAGAUGCUUCCAGAGGAAAACAACAACUACAAGCUGAUGACAGACAGCUUCAAGCGUGAAAGCUGCAGUCAAAGACUCCAAGCAGCGACGGCGCAGGUCGUGCAAUUUCUCUUGAAACUGCAGUGUUCAGACGUGCAAGCCAAGCGCAAAGUUCUGGAGCCACAGCCUCUUGAGAGCAGUCCUGCCAAACUUGUGCUGGAACUCGACACUUUGCAUCUUCCGUUGCUGGUGCAGCGUCCAAGCCCAUACCCUGCUGAACUAAAUGCCUCCGCCCUCGACCCUAUCAACCCUAAGCCCUGGAUCUCCUAG
Messenger RNA from Symbiodinium natans, 558 nucleotides. The record is from the annotation of a GenBank genome assembly. NCBI's taxonomy places the organism in Eukaryota, Dinophyceae, Suessiales, Symbiodiniaceae.